AUGGGAGAUACGUAUUCCGUUAAGUCACAUGUGCUUACUCGCGCCGAGAGCGACGAGUUAGAAGUUGCUUUACAGUGUCUAUGUGCCAAAUUGAAGGCGUCACAACCCAUUUUCACAGAAGAAGAUGUAACUUUCAUUCCUUUUCUAAACGACAGCUGCAGUUCUUCUACACAGCCACCAUCUAAUCUUUGGGGACUCCCAAAUAUUUGUGAAGUAGAGGAUUUUACAACCGGACAGUUUGAUCUUAAUAAAAAUGGUGAGAUGUGUAGUUUGCCAUCGGAUGAAGCGAAAAGAUCUGCGACAAAGUUGUCGUCAUCAUCUCAUUUGGGUAGCAUAAGCUGUAGAAGCAUCGAAACACCUUUGAAUGGUACGAUUAAUUUAGACAAUCCGCUUUCUAUAGGGCUUUUUCUAGCUUCUGUUAAUAUGUUCGAGCCGAAGCUUAUUACAAAGAGCCGGAAAGUAGCCCUUGAUGCUGUCAAGCUUGUUAAACAAGGGUAUGCAUUGGUUUAUCGAGACCCUCACUUUGUUUUUCAUUCUCAGAGCAAAUGCGAAGCACAUUCUCUCGUUUCAGACGCCAUUGCUGUAAUGCCAUCAGGAGAGAGCAUAAUUCAGAAGUCAAAACCGCUUGCGAGAACUUCCUGUGUUGUGAAUACCAUGGGUUAUCCAAAACCUUCUUACAAACCCGACCCUGCGCUAAUCUUAUAUUUGGACCAAUCUAUUCAGGCUUUACUAGUGUACUGUAACGAUUCAACGACACUCUCUCAGUUUAUUUCAUCGAAUCAGAGCAUUUUGGGUCUUUUUGCCUUUGUGUGUUCAAUGUCAAGACGGGCAGAGGAAGGGGUAGUUAAUGGAGCUGAGGAUGUACCCGGUGCACGUGACGUGAAUGCAGAAUUAGAAGAAUUAAAGUCCCAUUGGAGCUCAUGCGGUUUAGUUGGACGGGUUGUAAACUACCUACAAGAAUGUUAUCUGAUUGAGUUUCUUUUAGAUGAUGCAUUACCCCCUGCUGUGUGCUCUUCGCGCUACGAAGGGCUGACCGAUGCUCUUUGUGACAAGAAACGUAAAAUAACCUUGAAUAUACUGUUGAAUUGCCAUAAACUAUCCAGCAUGGUACACAUGUCUCCACUCAAGGGCCUUGUUGGUAUUAUCAAAAUGUUUGCGUUCACUGGGGUGAGGCAGCAAGCGCGCUUUUUAGAUAGGAUUACUGCCGAAGGUCUUAUGGAGCGCUUACUGAAGGAGCUAAAAGAUGUGUGGCUAGAUCUGUUUCCCCCUUUAGGCUCGGUUCAUAACAUUGAAUGCUUAUAUGUGUGUUCACAAACCGUUUCGAAUAGUACUUUUGACAAUACAUCAAUCCACAAUCAAAUCGAUGGAAAUAGUAGCUCCUCGAAGAGGAAAGUAUCAACACCUCCGAUAACUAGUGAUUUCCAGACACGAAAUAAUCUAAAUUACACAAGUAAAGUGGUGGAAUGCUUAGGAUACUGUGCAGACAUUCUCUUGAUAAUUACAAAUCUCAACCUACGCUCGGCUCUAGAGACUGAUGAAAUGAUGAAAACCCCAAGGACAGCAUCCACAGCGGUGGUUCGCUCAACUUUGUGGGCCUCGCAGGACGCGACCCUUCAUGAAAUGGUGGCUAUUUUGUUGCGUAUUGCGUGUUUCAAUUUCCAUAAUCAACAAAACUCUAUUAGCCUCCUCAGGUCUUAUAUUAUGGAUUGUGUGCUUCAAAUAGCAGUCCACAGUGAUCCUUUAUACAACAUGGUAGUUGACGCAAUUAACGCACUUUUUGAGGACUUCCAGUUAAAUGAAGCAGGGUGGGGCCCACAGAACUUGUCAUCUCAUCCAAUACUUACUAUGAAUUGGACCACGGCACCGGAGCCUACCACUAUUAACGCAGUCAAUGGUCUCAAGUAUCUAAAAAAUUUCACACCUUUGCUCUCUCUUCUUGUGGGAUUGCUAGCCCAAACAAAUCAUGCACAGGUUCACGCGGUUUCGAUACGUCGUUGGUUUUGGUAUUUAUCUACAAACCUUCUCCCGGAUGCAUUCGAGGUUCCGUCCCUAAUAAGUGGACGAAAGAGCACAGUAGCGUGGGGAAGACAGCUUAUGAAGCGGUCACAACCGGUUACAAAAAAUCUCAUGACCAAAAACGUGCUCCCGUGGACGGCGGUGAUGUUAGCCCGCAAUCUUAGACGGGAUGAAAUGAUUAGUCUUCUGCCUUAUUUCACUUUUGCAUGCCGUGUUAUUCGUGAAACAAUCUGGAGAGAUGAUAGUGAAGUAUUCUUUGCAAAAAUAAUCUCACUAUCUUACCAUGUUAUGAUGGUCAAUGCGCGACAGUGCAACUUAUGCUUUGGCCAGGCCUUCAGUUGCUACAAAUUAAUGUCUAUUAUAUUGUCUGAGAGGGAGAUGGGUUUUACCAAGGACACCAAACUGGAAGGAAUAAAUUCAAUAAUUAACAACACGCCUGUUAAAGAGUCACCACCAACACCAAAAAACACUCCUAAUGAGUCCUCUGAUGUUAAAAAGCGGAGCCGCUCAGUCGCAGCUGUAGAGGACGAAUCGUUGCAACUCUUCAUACCAAGCCCCAAACAUGGCUCAACAUCAUAUGAGACAUCCUCUCCUGACCUAUUGGAUUCUGAAUUUCAGGAUUGUAUAGAAAAUGACGACCUUAUUAGUGAUUCUUAUGAAAAUAACUUUGCCUCACUUUCUAGAAGCGAUGAUGGUGCAUAUGAGGUAGUAGAAAAGACAGGUGAUGAGUCACCACAGGGGGUACUGACACAACCAUGGCAUCUGUUACACAAGGUGCUGUUGUUACCGAAUAGAGGCUUAAAUAAUAGCAAAGAAACGCUUGAGGACUUAGCUCAAAAGAACCAUCGCCAACCAAAACUGUAA
Phytomonas sp. Hart1 is the source of this 2880-nucleotide messenger RNA. NCBI's taxonomy places the organism in Eukaryota, Euglenozoa, Kinetoplastea, Trypanosomatida, Trypanosomatidae. The record is from the annotation of a GenBank genome assembly.